Molecule: messenger RNA, 2195 nt
Organism: Papaver somniferum (opium poppy)
Lineage: Eukaryota; Viridiplantae; Streptophyta; Magnoliopsida; Ranunculales; Papaveraceae
Product: lycopene epsilon cyclase, chloroplastic-like
Exons: 9
Coding region: 104-1852 (582 amino acids)
Biological process (GO): carotenoid biosynthetic process
Molecular function (GO): oxidoreductase activity, acting on paired donors, with incorporation or reduction of molecular oxygen
Source: RefSeq, a predicted model, not a curated record
CCCUAUCCAUUGGUUUCCUUUCAGACAUACCCCGACAGAAAUUUUUCAAGAUAUUUUCAUUUUCGUCGAACAAAUUUUCUGUUCUUCUUCUUGGUUCAGGUGAAUGUUUGUAGCUAGUAAUGUUAGUAGAGUAGGGGGGAUUUUAGUUUUAAAAAUGGAGCAUAUUGUUGGAGUUAGGAACAGUGGAGUAAUGGAAGUAGUGUCUCCAUAUCCAAUCUGGAGGUCUAAAAGAACAAAUAAAUUGAUUAUUAGAGAUAAAACCCAUUUCUGUAAUCAUUCAAUUCAUACUUCAUCUUCGGUGGUUAGAGUUAAGGCUAGUAAUGGCGGUAGUAGUAGUAGUGGGAGCAGUAGUGUGGUUGUUAAAGAAGAAGAAGGGUUUUUUGAUGAAGAAGAUUAUAUUAAAGCUGGUGGUUCUGAGAUUUUGUUUGUUCAAAUGCAACAGAAGAAACCCAUGGACAAACAUAUUCUGAUUUCUGAUAAGUUGCCCUCAAUAUCUGUUGGAGAAUCUGUACUAGAUUUGGUUAUAAUUGGUUGUGGUCCGGCUGGUCUUUCCCUGGCUGCAGAAGCAGCUAAAUUAGGCCUACAAGUCGGUCUAAUUGGACCUGAUCGACCUUUUACAAACAAUUAUGGAGUCUGGGAGGAUGAAUUCCAAGAUCUUGGGCUUGAAGGGUGUAUUGAGCAUGUUUGGAAGGAUACCAUAGUAUAUCUCGAUAGCGAUAAACCAAUCACGAUUGGCCGUGCAUAUGGAAGAGUUGAUAGGCAGUUGCUAUACGAAGAGUUGUUGAAAAGGUGUGUAGAGUCGGGGGUUUCAUACCUUGACUCUAAGGUGGAGAGAAUAGAUGAAGCGGAGGAUGGGCAUCGUCUUGUAGCUUGUGAAAGUGGGAUUGUGAUCCCUUGCAGGUAUUUUGGAUACCCUUUUGUCUUAGUUGUUAAGUGCCUGUGCUCUUCCCGACAUCUCUUUUCCUGCUGCAGGCUUGUUACUGUUGCAUCUGGAGCAGCUUCAGGGAAACUGUUGGAGUAUGAUGUAGGAGGUCCUCGUGUUUCUGUGCAGACAGCAUAUGGCUUGGAGGUUGAGGUGGAAAAUAGCCCGUAUGAUCCAGACCUAAUGGUUUUCAUGGACUAUAGAGACUACAUGAAACAAAAAGUGAAAUGCGUAGAUGAGGAAUACCCUUCAUUUCUUUAUGCCAUGCCCAUGUCACCAACAAGAGUUUUCUUUGAGGAAACUUGUUUGGCUUCCAAAAACGCCGUUCCUUUUGAUCAACUGAAGAAGAAAUUGAUGGCGCGAUUGGACAAGAUGGGUAUUAAAAUUGCAAAAGUUCAUGAAGAAGAGUGGUCUUAUAUUCCAGUUGGUGGCGCAUUACCUAGCACAGAGCAAAAGACCCUUGCAUUUGGUGCUGCAGCCAGCAUGGUGCAUCCGGCCACAGGAUACUCAGUUGUGAGAUCAUUGUCCGAGGCUCCAAGAUUUGCGUCUGUAAUUGCAGAAAUUUUGAAGACUAAUAGUGUCUCAGAGUGGAUAGCUACUCAAGAAAAUAGUACGAUCAAUCUCUCAAGCCGAGCGUGGAACACUCUAUGGCCUAAAGAAAGGAAACGUCAAAGAUCAUUCUUUCUCUUUGGGCUAGAGCUGAUUGUGCAACUGGAUAUUGAAGGCAUAAGAACAUUCUUCCAGACUUUUUUCGGCCUACCAGACUGGAUGUGGAAAGGCUUUCUGGGAUCUUCACUCUCUUCAACUGACCUGUUACUUUUCGCCGUUUACAUGUUUGUAAUUGCACCAAACAGUAUGCGGAAGUUACUUGUAGGACAUCUACUUUCUGAUCCUACUGGAGCUUUGAUGGUAAAAACUUAUCUCUCAUAGUAACCCGUUUUGUCUAGCGUUAUCUUCAUAACCCUGUUUUUUUGCCGAUAAUUUCAUCUAUACACCUUUGUCCAUCAUCAACCUUUGAUUGUUUCAAUGAUCUGCCAGUCUGUAAAUAGUCAGAGUUUGUGUCUCAGUAAUGUACAAAUAAACCAGCUUGCAUGGCACCAUACGCAAACAUAUUAUGCAGUGUUUGUCAUUGUCACCAUAAUCACUGCCUUCGUCAAGCUUCUUCUUCGUGUGGUUAAACUGAAGCUAGCACUUCUUUUGUAAAUUAUCAUGUAAUGGAUAUGAAAAGAACUUCCAACAUUUUGAUGAAUACCAUUAUAAAUUUAUAAAAGUA